Molecule: messenger RNA, 641 nt
Organism: Nelumbo nucifera (sacred lotus)
Lineage: Eukaryota; Viridiplantae; Streptophyta; Magnoliopsida; Proteales; Nelumbonaceae
Source: RefSeq, a predicted model, not a curated record
AAACGGGCAUUUGCUGCCUUUAAAAAAGCUGCAAGUUUGGCAGAUUCUUCACCUGCGUCGGUUCCAUUGCCACUCCGUGUAGAGCCCAAGCCGAAAAGUGGAAUCAGACAGCAAGAUCUCCUAAAGAACAUCGUUGAGAUCAGACCUAAACGACAAAGAGUGUCUAGCCCAUCAAAUGGAAACCAACAGAGCCCAAAUUCAGGUUCCAGCCCAUCCAAAGGAAAUCAUCAGGCCCCAAUCUCAAGUUCUGUUGCAUCAACAAGUGAGAAAACCAAGCCUGUCCCAGAGAAAGAGCCUCUUCCGACAAAGCCAACAAGAGAGGAAGCUGAGACCAAGCCAGUGGACACUGUUAAAAGCUUACUAGGACUUGCUUAUGAAAGUUCUGAUGAUGAAGAAGCUUGAUUGUGGAAUGAAUUGAUAUAAACUAGAGCAACAGUGUGUUUGUCCUUUUUUUUUUUUUAGCAUUUAGUCUUAUAAUAAUUUUUGUUUCUCAGAAAAUGUAACUACGCAUCUGAGUUUCAUAGUAGUGCAAUUUUAUUGGGACAAAGGGAAACAAGAUAACCAUAGGAUAUUAGGGAACAUCAGAACAGCAGUUGUCUGAUUAUUCUGUGUAGAGUGUAGACAAACUCCUUCCCUCUGCA